ACAAUGGUGACAGUGGACGUCAGUGAUGUGUGUGUUUGUGAUAUUGUUGUGUCUCUGUAUAGACAGUGGGAUUUCCCAGGGGGUUCCUAAUUACCUUCCAGCACUCCCCCCGUCAGAGUACCCGGUUGUCCACGCGGCGCUGCCCCGGGGGGUCGCGGUGUUCCCCCUGCCGCUGGGGGACCACGAGCUAGCAUUCAACGUCACCUGGAACGCACCUGUUGGUCCCCCAGUCCGUGGUUACUCUAUCGAGGUGCACAGCGUCACCGACACCGCCGACUGCCACUCCAACCUGUGCUACGAGUACAACCUGCCCGGGGAUACCCUCUGGAGUGUGAUCCCGACCGCUGUGAGCCCAGUGCCUGACGGGUGCGCGGUGCGGCCAGGGUGUGCGUACCAGGUACGCCUGAUAGCACACCCGUGGGACGGACACACCGUCGCCAACAUCAACGUGGAGUUGGAUGAGUGCGUGGUCGGCGUGUGCUCCUGCGCGCACGCUCCCCGUCUGCCCCGGCCCAGGGUGUCGGCCGAGCUGGUCUCCAUCGGGGGGGAGCUGGUGGUGAACGUCACCUGGUCCCUCCCCCCGCCAGAGGAGCCCCUCCGCCUGCCGCCGCGGCUGAAGAAGCGAUAUUAUUAUGUCAGUAUUGGCAAGCAGAUGGUGUCAGAUGCGCACCCAGCGCCUUGGUUCGCUCACACGGUAUCCAGAAGAGUCGAUACUUUUGGCUUCGUAACUGUACCCGAAGACGUACGGUGGUUCCUGCUUCCUAUAAGCGAUCGAAGUGCAGGGCGAAGCAGACAGAAUAAUGUGGAGCGAAAUGACAACGAGCGAAGCGGCGUGGAGCGAAGCAAGAUGGAGCGAAGUGGAAUGGAGCGAAGCGGCGAAGUGCGAAGCGGAAAAAGUGAUAAACAGUCAAUUGUUCUAGACGUUAAGUUAUUAGCUAGGGUUAAUUUAAUUGAUGAAAGAGGUUGUGUUGGGCCGGCGGGAAAUGCUACAGCUUAUGAUCCAACGAAGACUGCUUCAACUCCGUUCAAAACAUUUGUGAUAUGGACACUAGUGUGCUGUGCGUGUGUGCUGAUGGUGCUAGUGCUGGCCGUGUUCAGCGCGCGAGCUGUGAAGAGGGUUCUGCAGUCGUUGCGGCCUUCGGCUGACCCUCUGCAGCCGCUGUGCGUGAGGCCGGCGUGGUUCCAGUUCGCUGGUAACGGCGAUGUGCCGACCAGAGGACGCGUGGAGGAGAGCCCUCUGUACACACAUAAAGAUUUUCCGCCCAUGGAUGCCAUGGAUGCCGGUGACGAGUGGGAAGUAAGCCGCUGCCGGGUGCAGCUGGGCGGGCUGAUCGGCAGCGGCGCCUUCGGCAGGGUCCACGCCGCCCAGCUGCUCAUGCCGGGCGGGGAGACCGUCACGGUCGCUGCUAAGAUGCUCAGUGACCACGCCACCGAAGACGAGAUGCAGGACUUUCUCCGCGAGAUAGCCAUGCUGAAGCACGUGGGUUCCCACAAGCACGUCAUCCGGCUGGUGGGCUGCUGCACGCUGCGGCCGCCGCUCAUAGCACUCCUGGAGCAUGCGCCCAGGGGAGACCUGCUGACGCUGUUGCGAGCUGCGCGGGGGAAGAGCAAGCCAUCUCUGUCGGAUGACGCCAACGGACGACCCUCGGAGGCUGAUACAGAAUACACAAACCUGAGCGACGGGGAUGCCCCGGAGAAGUUAUACGUUGCGGAAUCCCAGGAACACUAUGUUGCUGAUUCCCGGGAUAGCGGAACCAAAUCCCGGGACCACUAUGUUGCGGAGCCAGCCCUGCACCUGGACAGCAGCACCAUGCGGGAUUACGCGCUGCAGGUGGCGCUGGGCAUGCGACACCUGGAGGAGAAGGAGAUCACGCACAGGGACCUGGCCGCUCGCAACAUCCUAGUGGACGGGGCGGGGGUGCUAAAGGUCGCAGACUUCGGUCUCUCCCGCUCCGGGGUGUACGUGCACACGCGGGCAAGACCUGUCCCGCUGCGCUGGCUCGCCCCAGAGGCGAUAUACAGCUCGCAGUACUGCAGUGCCAGUGAUGUCUGGGCGUUUGCAGUGUUGCUGUGGGAGAUUGCUACUUUAGGUGGCUUCCCCUACGCCGAGCUGAGCAACCAGAAAGUUCCCCAGUUCCUGACCGAGGGCGGCCGCCUGCCCAGGCCGGCGCGGGCCUCGCCCCGGCUCUACGGCCUCAUGCUGGACUGCUGGUCCGACGAGCCCCAGGCCAGGCCCACCUUCGCCCAGAUAGUGACCAAGCUGACUGCGGAACAGCAGCUAUAUGUCGACCUGGACAACGUGUUCUCUCCCCUCGAAGACCACUCCACCUCUCUUUCCGAUUACGACUUUUCGUUCAAGGAAUGACCAGUUCAAAGACUGAUUUAUAUGUUGUUAUGUUUAAGUAAAUGUAUCUUAAUGUU
Messenger RNA from Aricia agestis (brown argus), 2421 nucleotides. RefSeq names its product fibroblast growth factor receptor 4-like. Gene Ontology annotation, biological process: cell surface receptor protein tyrosine kinase signaling pathway; positive regulation of kinase activity; multicellular organism development. NCBI's taxonomy places the organism in Eukaryota, Metazoa, Arthropoda, Insecta, Lepidoptera, Lycaenidae. Gene Ontology annotation, cellular component: signaling receptor complex. The transcript has 14 exons. The record is from RefSeq and is a predicted model, not a curated record. Bases 26 to 2365 code for a protein of 779 amino acids. Gene Ontology annotation, molecular function: transmembrane receptor protein tyrosine kinase activity; ATP binding.